CAAGCAAACCUACGCAACGUAUGACACAUCGUCAUUGUUGUGAUGCCCGCGCUCUCGUGCCCGCGUGUAUAUAUGUGCGUGCACGCUCACCCCGGUGUGAACAUUUAGAUCGCUUCAUGCAGUGAACCUUGUCAUACAAAGCUACAAAACCACUUCGUUGGUUUUGAACAAUUGCAUUUGCUUGACGGGUUUGUUUUGGUUUCCUAAGCUCACGUCAUAGAUAUAUUUAUAUAUAUAGAUACACACACUGCACGACUGCUGUGGGGGAAAAUAAAACUACUUUCAACAUGACGGCGCGGACAGCGUUAUUCUUCGUGGUCAUCUCUACCAUUGGCCAGACAGCGUCCGAGAAAGCGCCGGACAUUCCACUGGCCAGGCGAUCGCCCGUGGUUUUGAAAAACAACGGCUACGAUGGAUUAUUAAUUGCCAUAGGAGACGCUGUUCCCCAAUCUGACCAGCUUUUAAAGAACCUUAAGACGUAUUGGACCGAGGCAUCACGUGCACUUUACUUAGCUACGCAAAAACGGGCCUACUUCAGGAACAUUACGAUACUGGUCCCCUCCACGUGGUCUGCUGCCGGCGAGUUCCGCGAAGCAACCACGCAGGUUCUCGACAAAGCUCACGUGAUCGUGGACAAGCCGAACUCCCUGUACGGGGAUACCCCGUAUGUAAAACAGCCACGUGGCUGCGGGCAGAGAGGAGAGUACAUGCAUCUCACCCAUGACUUUAUCUUGAACAGACAGAGAACAGAGCAAUUCUAUGGAAACCCAGGAACCACUCUUGUCCAUGAAUGGGGUCAUCUUCAGUGGGGGCUGUUUGACGAGCACCCAAUGCCGGACCAUGGCUAUGGCCACUUCUACGCAGGGACGGACAGUCGCGUCAAACCCGUCACGUGCACCGAGAACGUGAAAGGCGCGUACAAAUCACGUGUUGACGGGAGCAUUUGCAAGGUGGAUCUCAGCACAUCGAUGCCCGAGGAGGAGUGCAUCUUCAUCCCCGAGGAUGUUCAGAGCGCCCCUCGUGCCUCCGUGAUGGCACACCACUAUUUGUCUUCAGUGUCGCUUUUCUGUGACAACGAUCCGCAUACAGAGGCCACGUAUCAUAACAUUGAGGCCAAGAACAAGCAUAAUGACUUGUGCUAUCAUAAAAGUGCAUGGGAAGUCAUGAGGGACCAUCCAGACUUCAAAGACGGCGCCAAUCCUCCGGCAACUUUGGACCCUACUCCCGCCUUCCAUCUGGUACAGCAUAAAGAGGUCCUCAGAGUCGUCGUUGUUAUGGACAUUUCUGGGAGCAUGCGCGAAAACAACAACCACCUAAAACUUCAGCGUGCAGUACAGCGUUUCGUGUUAAACACUGUUCCUGAGAACACUCUAAUAGGCCUGGUGGAGUUCAACGAGAAGGCAAGAAACCUCACCGUCUUGGAGAAAAUAGAUUCUCAGCACGCCCGAAUACGGCUGGCGGACAAAGUGCCGCUGAAAGCAGAAAACUACACUUCAAUUGGCAACGGAAUAAAGAAAGGAAUUGAGCUCCUAGAGUACAUGAACCGCAAUCCUGCCGGAGGGAUAUUAGUUUUGAUUACUGAUGGCAAUGAGACCAUGUGCCCCUGUUUUAAUCAUACCCUGCCCGAGUUAAGACAGAAAGGCAUCACUGUUAAUACCGUGCUUUACACUAAGAACGCCGACCACAACCUGGCCGGGUUGACGAAACAUACCAACGGAGACACUUUCUUCUACUCUGGUAAAACAAAUUCCACUGCUUUGGACGACGCCAUGACCACUUUUGUUUCUCAAAGGACAUUCUUCAGUAGCUCGGUACUUAUUCUGGUUCAAAGCGAAUCAUUAGUCGUCCCGGCGCACAGGAGCGUCGAGAGGACGGUGAACUUGGACUCAACUAUAGGGAACCGGACGACUUUCACGGUAUCUUGGGAGACGCAGACACAGGCGCAGAUAGCCAUCGAGGUGAUGGGACCAGGUUUGGACCAUUCAAUAGUCGGGGAACGCAGAGACCACUACGUUGUAGUGAUGGCGCCAAAUAUUUCAAAGCCUGGUGAAUGGACCACCAAGAUACUGAACCCCUCCAACGUGGACCAGACAGUUGUAUUUCGGGUGGAGUCACAUUCGUUGGAAGGGGUGGAGCCAAUUAAAGUGUCUGCCAAUAUCCAAACGCAGAGUAACACUUACCUAGUUAACAGCACAGACGGCCCUCCCAUUCUGUACGCUGAUGUUGGUCUUGGAUACUCACCGAUAGUGGGCGCCAGUGUCUCUGCUGAAAUUGAAACGUCGUCUGGAAUGGUUUUAAAGGUUCCGCUGUACGACAAUGGAACAGGCGCUGAUACCACAGCAGGAGAUGGUGUGUAUUCCGCCUAUUUUCUGGAUUACGUCAAGGCUACAGGAGACUACAGUGUGAAGGUCAAGGUUGAAAAUGACCUCCGAAGAGCCCGGAUGAUGGUUAAUGGAACCGCGGCAGGAGGAUCGUCUGCCAUGAGGAAAAUCUCACUCUCGCAUCCAGGAACGAUGAAGCCCGAACCCGUUGCACUUGAGAAAUUUAACAGAGUGGCACUGUCCGGAUUCUUCAAAGUGACCGGCGUUCCUAAUCUGACCAACCCUAGCACAGACAUCUUUCCCCCAUCCAGGAUUCGUGAUCUAAGAGUGGUGGAGGCAUCGCACGCUAAAUCUGUGAUCAUUUUGGAAUUCACUGCAGUAGGGGAUGAUUACCAAUCGGGGACAGCUGCAAGGUACGAAGUUCGCGUCGGUGAGAAUGUUCAACAAUUCUUUGAAAGCCUUCACAGCGUGCAAACCAUCGAGUCACAUAGCAAUUUACAGUGCGACCUCCCUCUUCCCAGCCCUGCAGGAACGCGCGAAAGGCUGGUAGUCGCCGUUAAGUCUGUGGAUGUGGACGUCAGUUACUCCUUCGGGGUACGCGCGAUGGACGAAGUUGGAAACUGGGGCGAAAUAUCAGUCAUCACAACAGCCUCUUUGAAGAACUCAUCCCAUCAAUUGUGGCCCACCCCUCCCGUCAAGACGGUUCAUUUUUACCAUCAUAUCUUUAACCACACUGCGGUGUAUAUCAGCUCUGCGACAGUAGGUGGAGUUUUCCUAAUUUGUAUAGCAAUUGGCGCCCUUCUCAUCUGCAGAUACAGACGACGGAACGGGUCCGCCGGAUCUGACGCCGACUCUAUCCAAAGAAGCGGAUCUGGAAGAUCAACGGACUCCGCGUCUUCGUGCAACUCUAAAGAAUCUCCGCUGGCGUUUGAAAACCCUGGCUAUGUGGGCGAGAAAUCUGAGCAACCAGGAAGUUUUGACGGAUUCCUGUACGAAACUCUUACGGAGCCGGAAGUGAAAAGCGGCAGUGGUUACCAGGGCAUGCCGGGAGAUCAGACCGUAAAAAUUUUGAAGCUCCAAGAUUCGGCUGAUCUGCGUCAAGUCUCCGUUGUCGAUAUGAAGUUUUAGUCCGUUCAAGCUGUUUUCUGGCCUUUUUAGACAUAUCCCAUGACCUUUAGCAAUACAUGCUACUUUUUUGCAUGCAAAUUUAAGGUCUUUUAUACAGGUACAUACACAUGUAGCGUCUACGCACUUGUAGGCCUACUGGUAUUCUGAUUACUUACGUCUGACCAAAGUUUUAAGAUUUUUUUCAACUCUGUGUUAAUCUAUCUUGCCCAGACGUCAUUGUAUUUUCUAGUUUAUUUUCGAAUUUUUGUUAAAUGUUAUUAUAUGUGAAAACCUUAAUGUCGCGUUAAAUGCCUAUAAGCCUGUAUAAUCCAAAGGGCGUGGCCGCAUAAACAUAUUGCUGCACUAGAUAAUACUGAAAAUCUACUUUUUCAUAUCAGUGCAUUCAGUGCACCCACAAAUGUUGUCUCAUGCAAGCUCUCGAUAAAGUCUUUGCGUAUAUAAAAAAUUAAUUAUUAUGAAAAUGUUUCAAAAGUGGAGGCCACUAACAUCUCGCACUUUGCAUUGGUCCCGCUUUGCCCAAUUUGCUCUGAAGAAUGAAACAGCGGCAUGCAUGCCUACAUAGCGUGCGGUUUGUCUUAAUUUUUUGAUGGUUUUUGAGUAAUUAUUUUAUACAUUAGUAUAGCGUUUUAAUGAGAAUGGAUAUUAUAUUCACUUUCAUUUUAUCUCUAUGACACUUGCUGCACCAUUUGAUAUGACUAAGAUUUUCAUUGUUGUAAAUAUCUUGUACAAAAUUAUUGUUUCGUCGCUUAAUUUACGCAUAUAAGAUUAUGUACUCACUUCAGCUAAUGGGAUCCAUGUUUUUUUUAAUCUGAAGAAAAACUUUAUCUCGUGUGAGUCCAUAGCUACGAUACCAAGAUGAUUUUAUUUGAGGUCAACAUAAUAGCUCAGUCAAUAACUGACCGAAACAACUCAGAACAUCAUAAUGUGUUCAAAAAAUAAUGUUGAUAUUUUUUGAUAAAACCGCUUCCUGUUUUUCGUGCAAUUCUAACUGUAAUGUCUGUCAAAUAUAUGCAAUGUGAUUUUUAUAUUUUUAUGUUAAUCAAUAUCAAUA
This is a messenger RNA of Lingula anatina, 4500 nucleotides long. RefSeq names its product calcium-activated chloride channel regulator 1-like. NCBI's taxonomy places the organism in Eukaryota, Metazoa, Brachiopoda, Lingulata, Lingulida, Lingulidae. The record is from RefSeq and is a predicted model, not a curated record.